Messenger RNA from Lycium ferocissimum, 1316 nucleotides. Its product is annotated as nucleosome assembly protein 1;4-like. The transcript has 11 exons. Gene Ontology annotation, biological process: nucleosome assembly. The coding region runs from base 265 to 1302 and encodes 345 amino acids. NCBI's taxonomy places the organism in Eukaryota, Viridiplantae, Streptophyta, Magnoliopsida, Solanales, Solanaceae. The record is from RefSeq and is a predicted model, not a curated record. Gene Ontology annotation, cellular component: nucleus; chromatin. Gene Ontology annotation, molecular function: histone binding; chromatin binding.
CUCCAAUGUUAUUUUUUUUUUCCUUUUCUCAGCAACCCAACGAACGGCUAGGUACCUCUGUCACCACUCAUAGUACAAGCUUGAAUUCAUUUCAGCUCGUGUAGUUUAUAUUCACACGACGUGACGUAAUAUGGGUCCACUACCUCAUACCAUAAUAUCUUUUUGAAAAUCUCAUUGGAAUUUUCCCAUCUUUUCCAGUCUUCCUCUAGGGUUGUUUAUAUAUUUUGCAGACAUAGGGUUUCUCUUUCAUCAACACAUUUCAGUAUGAGUAACAAUUGGGACAUAUAUCAGUCCAAUCUUUAUCCCUUCACGGCUGAUGCCGUUGCUUCGUAUGCUGAAUAUCGUGCUGAGUUGGAGCUUGAACGGAAGGAAAAGAUUCGGAAAUUGGAUGGGGAUCCCUUGACUAGACUUAAGAAAUUGUCACCACGAGUUAGGAAGCGCGUGGAGGCUUUGAGAAAUCUUCAGGGUCAACCUGGUGCGCUGAAAGCUUUAUUAUCGGAGGAGAAGGCUGUACUUAAAGCUGGUUAUGAGAAGCUGCAUAAAUCGUUGGACACGAAGAGUCAACGUGAUGCGCUGAAAGCUUUAUAUUCGGAGGAGAAGGCUGUACUUGAAGCUAAAUAUGAGAAGCUGCAUGAAUCAUUGUACCCAAAGAGAUAUGAAAUUGUAAAUGGUGUUGUUGAAGUGAAAGGUGUUGAUUUAGCUCCUGUGGAUCACAGUGAUAAUAAGGGGACAGGAGAUGAAAAAGGUGUUCCCAACUUCUGGCUGACUGCAUUGAAGUCCUUCGCAAAAUACGAAGAUGAGAUCUACGUCUCAAAACGAGAUAAAGAAGCUUUAAAAUUCCUUAAGGAUAUCAAGUGGUGCAGGGUUGAUCAUCCAAAGGGUUUUAAGCUGGAUUUCUUCUUUGAUACAAAUCCUUUUUUCAAGAAUUCUGUAUUGACAAAGACCUGUCACAAAAGAAUAAAUAAGACUAUGGCGAAAAACACAACAGGGACGGAUAUUGAAUGGUUUCCAGGAAAAUGCUUGACAAAGAAGACUGUAAAAUGCAAUCCAGAUAGGAGGUUAAAAAGUGCUAAAACCAUGAUCAGGCCAGUGGAUUGUGAAAGUUUUUUCCAUUUUUUCAAACCGCCACCGGUUGGAGGACCCCAGUAUCAUAUGCAAGAAGAUGAUUAUGAAAUUGGCUCAACAAUUCGGGACAAAAUAAUCCCUGAUGCAGUGUUGUGGUUUACUGGUGAGGCUGAAGAGGAUGACUCUAUAUAUAUGGAAUUUGAUAUGGAAGCAUUCGAGGAUGCUAUGAUAUAUUAAUGUGGUAUGAUUAG